AUGUUGGCACUACUAUUACUAAAUAGAAUGAAUGCUAGGCGCCGAGUUCGGCAUCAAAGGCCUGUGAAACUGACUAAAACUGAGGGAAAGAGUCCAGAGAGGAUUUAUUGCCGAACUUGUCUCAAUACUGAAGACUUAGUAUCGAUUUUUUAUAAUAAAGAGACUGAACGUAAACGGUCCCACGAUUUAAAACUGGUAACGGGUUUAGAGAUCAAAAUGGACGAUGGACUGUCACAGAAGAUUUGCACACGUUGCUUGGAAACCAUGAACAUGGCGUUACAAUUCAGACGGACCAGUAAGAAGUCUGAGAAGGCGCUUCUUAACAUGAUAUCAGGAAAACCGAAGAAGAAGUACUCUUCUCGUCUGCAAAAAGCUCUUAAGCCACCAGUGGAGAGUACAAUGGUGGAGAAAGUUGAAAUGGCGGACUACAGCUAUGAGAUAUUUGGAGAACAAUUCCAGGAUCAUGAUGAUGGUUAUGAUGUGCAUGUUAAAAGCAAACAGAAGAUGAUGCAGAAGCAAACCAAGAAGAAACGCUCUCAGUUGCCGAACUGCACGUCGUACAAAUGCGCCACUUGUAACAAAGUGUUCCAUAUGAAAGCGACUUACAAGGCGCAUAUACGCUUACAUACCAAUUAUUGCGUGUGUGAGACGUGCGGCAAGAGAUGCAGGAACAACAACCAGCUCCAGGAACACAAAAGAGCUCGUCACGGCCUCUACAAAAUACACAAAUGCGCUUACUGCGAAUACAGCUCCGCUACUAAGGAAGCCCUCACUAUCCACGAGCGUCGCCACACCGGCGAGCGGCCUUACGUGUGCGACCACUGCGGCGCCACCUUCCACCGAAGGUCGAACCUGGUCCAGCAUAUCGCCAUACAUCUGCCAGAAAAGAAUUUCCAGUGCGACAUGUGCCCGAAAAGGCUCAAGUCGCGCAAGUUCCUGCAGAUACACAAACACAACGCGCACACUGGCAAGCGUUAUGGAUACCUGUGCAGUAUGUGUGGGCAUCGCUUCGAGAAGCCGAACAAAGUCCGAGCGCACACGAGAAGAGUGCACGGCGUGCCUGACGAACAGCAGGGACCUAUUGCUAGAGUUCAGAUAUAG
This is a messenger RNA of Arctia plantaginis, 1101 nucleotides long. The record is from the annotation of a GenBank genome assembly. Lineage: Eukaryota; Metazoa; Arthropoda; Insecta; Lepidoptera; Erebidae.